Molecule: messenger RNA, 1234 nt
Organism: Ictalurus punctatus (channel catfish)
Lineage: Eukaryota; Metazoa; Chordata; Actinopteri; Siluriformes; Ictaluridae
Gene: slc25a26
Product: solute carrier family 25 member 26
Biological process (GO): transmembrane transport
Cellular component (GO): mitochondrial inner membrane
Molecular function (GO): S-adenosyl-L-methionine transmembrane transporter activity
Source: RefSeq, marked provisional
GGCUGCGUCCUUCAUCAGCGUGUUUUGGUUGUAGCCCCAAACAAUGUCGAAACAUGUCAACAUGAGCGGCGUGUUCAAGUUGUCGACACAGUGAUUUUGUUCAUGGUGAAAGGGGAAAACUGGAGCUUCACACAACAUGGACAGACGAGAGUUUAUAGCAUCGCUUGUGGCUGGAGGCUGUGCAGGGAUGUGUGUCGACCUCACACUCUUCCCUCUGGACACCAUUAAGACGCGUUUACAGAGUCAGCAGGGCUUCCACAAGGCCGGGGGAUUCAGGGGCAUCUACGCCGGCGUGCCCUCUGCUGCCGUGGGAUCUUUUCCAAACGCUGCUGCGUUCUUCGUCACGUAUGAAAGCACCAAGUCGCUGCUCUCUGGCUGUUUCUCGGCACGCAUGGCUCCAGUCACACACAUGCUCGCAGCGUCGCUCGGAGAAAUCGUUGCGUGUCUGAUCCGAGUCCCGACAGAAGUGGUGAAGCAGAGAACUCAGGCCUCUCCCUCUCUUCACACACACCAUGUCCUGUUAGCCACUCUGCGUGAGGAGGGGGUCCGGGGACUCUACAGGGGAUUUGGCAGUACAGUACUCAGAGAGAUCCCGUUCUCUUUAGUGCAGUUUCCUCUCUGGGAGUAUUUAAAGACUCUGUGGUGGAGGAGGCAGGGGAAACGGCUCGAGUCUUGGCAAGCUGCAGUGUGUGGAGCGGUUGCAGGCGGUGUAGCAGCGUUUGUUACGACCCCUCUGGAUGUGGCCAAGACGAGGAUAAUGCUGGCUAAGCCUGGUACUUCCACGGCCAGUGGAAACAUCCCUCUGGUUCUGUACGAGGUGUGGAAGUGUCGAGGCGUGUUUGGGCUCUUCGCCGGCAGCAUCCCCAGGAUGACCUUCAUCAGCGUGGGCGGGUUCAUCUUCCUCGGAGCUUACGAGAAAGUGCGCCGCAUGCUCCUACAGGACUUUUGACCCUGAUGUCGGCCAUAAGUAAAUGACCCAUAAAUCUACCAGCUUGGGGGAAGGUUAAAGGUCUUGUACAGGGGUGCUGGCACACCUGGCACUCGAGGACUCGCCAGUGGAUCAUAGUACACUGGAAUUUGCCUUCCUGACUAUCGGUGCACAGCAUAUUGAUUUGAACUACCCAGGUCCCAGGUAUUUUACAGCGUGAUUGUUUUUCAGACAGCGCUGCUGAUCAUGUUUGGCCUGGAAAUGUGCUGGUGCUGCACAUAUUAAGAGCUAUUAAAAGUGUUCUAU